CUAACACAGAGCGGGUGAGAGGCAGGCUUGAUGACUGUCUCACUGUUGGCGGGAAUGAUUGCCACAGCACGCCAACAUCUUCUCACUCUUUCACAGCUUGACGGAUAACUUUCUACCAUGUGCUUUGACAGUUCUGAAGAAAACAAGCUCCAACCGUCUGGUAUAUUACCUAAGCGCGAUAUGCGUCGAAAGUUGCAUCAACUCUGAAUAACUUGACAGACAGCAUCAGGUAAACCGAAUAACUCGUGCCGUGGAAUAUUUUUCUGUCAUCCGAGACUGAAAUUAUGUGAUGUGAUCAGUGUUCAGUAGCCACGGUGGUUUUCUGCACGCAAUAUGUCCAUCCGUGCCCUCAUCGACCCACGGUCCUUCGUUUGCAGUUGAAACUGUAGCGCAGUACAACGAAGUAACGCUUAGCCGGUGGACAAUAUUACCGUAACAUGGCAUGUGACUCGCAAACUGAAUUAAUGAACAUCCACAGGUGAAAGAAGGUUCCGCGGCCCUCCUGCCUGGGACACUGAAGCUUCGGUCUUUAAAGGAUUGAUAAGUAAAUGUAAUUAAUACCAAGCCAGCUGGAAAUCAAGAGCUUAACUCAGACUGAGGAGCUUCGCGAAACUUCUUUUCCGCUCAAUCCAUAAAGGUGGCUGGAGGGAGGUAAACGCAAUGGGCUUGUUUUUAUGUGAAAGGGCAAAAGCCCAGGGCGACUGGCGGACAGUUGUAGCAGACGACCAUUGAUGUGUGUUUAUGUGACGAUGGGUCAGGCGACGUCGCCUCGACUAAGGUAGUUAGAGUCGUCCCUUAAAGAGAUCGGCGGACAGGAAGCCGUACAUGCUUACUCAGGAUGUGGUCUGGUCAUCGAUGAGUGAGGAUAUUCUCAAGUGAGUGUCGUCUGCUGAUGGUAGCAGUGUGGUGAGUGACGUCUGCGUUUUCAGUCUUCUGGUCCCCGUCGCGAUAACAGAAGAAACUUCUCGUGUGUGGAUUAUGUUGAAGCGUCGACCACGAUGUUGUGAGGCAGGAGUAGACAUGGUCGUGUCGCUUCUGCUCCCUCCUAACACCUUGGAAUACCCUUAAUGUGGCGUCUACCUUUCCCGCCCAUGCACUGGAGGGAGCAGACGCCACUAUGAAGCACAUAGACAAGUCACAUGCGAUGCUUCUCGAGAACUUACGGAUUAUAUCGGAAUAUCGCAGAAAGUCCAUCGCUGAAAAUGCCAGGCGAGCAUCGGUGGCAGCACCUUCCUUCAGCCCAGAGUGGACCUCCGGGAGCAGCCAGGGCCGGGACGGAGAUCAUGGUAUGGCUGGGUCGAACCUCGGUUCCCGGGGGUCAUCUCUCCGCCACCACUCUUCACACGCCAGAAAGAGGGAUGACCCUACGUUACCUGUUCUGAGGGAAUCCUCUGCGAGGAGGAGAGAACGGGAAAUCGCCAAACAAGAGGUAAAAAUAGCUCCCAAUCCCGUAACCUCCUCCGUCCCUACCGAGGCAGAGCAGGGUCUCUCUCCCUCGACUGUGGUAAACAUGGGGGUAUUCCAUGAUGAUAACACUCUCAGUCCCGGGCGGUACUACGCGUCGUCGGAAUCCGCUCCACCGGACCCAUACACGAUCAUGAGGAGCAAACAGCUCUCCAAACGGGUAAUACUAAAUGUUGGAGGUGUGAAACAUGAAGUUUUGUGGCGCACACUGGAUCGGAUGCCUCAUACAGGCAAGCUACGGGAUUGCAACACCCACGAGGCUAUCUUGGAUUUAUGUGAUGAUUAUAAUUUAGCGGAAAAUGAAUUCUUCUUUGACCGUCACCCGAGAUCGUUUGCAUCAAUAUUAAAUUUUUACCGCACGGGGAAACUACAUUUGGUCGAAGAGAUGUGUGUGCUUUCAUUCAGCGAAGAUCUGGAGUACUGGGGAAUAGACGAAUUGUAUCUAGAAUCGUGCUGUCAACACAAAUAUCAUCAGAAAAAGGAGCAUGUGUUUGAGGAGAUACGGAAAGAGGCAGAGAGCAUUAGACAACGCGAUGAGGAGAACUUUGGGACAGGGGGGUGUGCUAAGUGGAGACAAAAGGUUUGGGAUCUACUCGAAAAACCGACAACAUCUACGGCCGCAAGGGUAUUGGCUAUCAUAUCUAUCCUGUUCAUCGUGUUAUCCACAAUCGCGCUGACCCUUAAUACCAUCCCCCAGCUGCAGGACAGACACAACCCAAGAGACCGCUCGGAUAACUCCGAGCUGGCUGUGGUGGAAGCUGUGUGCAUUGGCUGGUUUACAUUAGAGUACUUAGCCCGAUUCUGGGCAUCGCCAAACAAGUGGAAGUUUUUCAAAGGCCCACUAAAUGUGAUAGACCUUCUCGCCAUCCUACCUUAUUUCAUUUCUCUAGGAUUAACUGAAACGAACAAAAGCACAACGGAGCAAUUUCAGAAUGUGCGACGUGUUGUUCAAAUUUUUCGAAUUAUGCGAAUUUUACGUAUAUUAAAACUUGCCCGACAUUCGACAGGCCUGCAGUCUCUGGGUUACACGUUGCAAAGGAGUUACAAGGAAUUAGGCUUGCUGUUGAUGUUUCUUGCCAUUUCUAUAUUACUGUUUUCAAGUUUAGCUUAUUUUGCUGAAAAAGACCAGCCAGAGACUAAGUUUAAAAGUAUACCGGAAACGUUCUGGUGGGCAGCCAUUACAAUGACCACUGUGGGCUACGGUGAUAUAGCGCCGACCACGGUCCUGGGGAAGGUUGUCGGUAGUGUGUGUUGUAUAUGCGGUGUGCUUGUUAUUGCAUUGCCGAUUCCCAUUAUAGUGAACAACUUCGCGGAGUUUUAUAAGGACCAGAUGCGCAGAGAGAAGGCGUUCAAACGACGCGAGGCGCUUGAGAAGGCCAAAAGGACGGGCAGUAUUGUGUCCUUCCAUUCUAUCAACUUGCGCGAUGCCUUCGCUCGCAGUGUUGACCUCAUGGAGGUCAAUUCCCCCAGCCAUAAGGGAGACAACUGCGGCGGGGAUGACAGUAGCACAGACAGCAAGUGUGCGCCCAGUCCACCUCCGUGUGUUAUCAAGUAUAACCAGACGCAGUUUCCUCACACUGGCGCCGAGGACUGUGACGACGUCAAGGGGAUGCCUGUCGACAACUCCAGCACCAACAACCUCCUUGAUGCCGAUGAGGAAUCUCUUAAAAGGAUGACGUCAUCACAGCCACUCCUGAAUUGUCAACCUCAGGGACGAUAUGAACGAAUUACUCCUGAUAGAAGUUGCAUCGAAAUGAAGCAACUCUAUCGCCAGAACAGCUCGACGAGCACAGACACCUUCACGAGCUGUGUCACCCACCCACAAAACAGCCCCUCUAUAACGGGCCCACCUUCCGCAGACACGCCAAAACACAACCUCUAUGUUAACCCUUUAGAGUACACGGGGGGAUAUACCAAUCCCAAUGUCCCCCCGGAAUCUCAUGCCUACCAGAAUCUUUUCAAUGACCUCCAGAGCGACACGCAACAGGAGACGGGAUUCAACAGACCGGAAGUCCAGUUCGCUCCUUCAAACCAGGUUGUGCAGCAGUUGGAGACGGGUUUGUCCACGACGUGGGAGUGUGCCUCCGCUCAGGGCUCCCCCGUUCAGUCCUCGUCACAACCACACUCACCAUCUAAGGGACUUCUUCAAGCUAAGGUUCCGCACCCUCAGAAAUCUAGCUUUAAAAGACAUAAAUCGCUUUCUGUCGAGAAACAUCCCCGCUUCUCAGAAGUGAAGGAGAGAAGUUACUGCUCCACUGACAAUCUUCAUUCCCAGGAAUAUACGAAGCCAAAGUUGAAAUUCAGGAAGGCCGUGUCUCUCGCCAGUCGCCUUCACGCCAGCCCUGCUACGGGAAGGAAGUUGGCCAAUUACCAUCUCAUAGCCAGCACGAAAUCAGGCUGCGAGCCGACGGGCCGUCGUCUUAACUCAGAAAAACUGUCCCCGAAGCAGCGCUCUAGCCCCUCCCUAUUGGAGCCGCCGGCUACAAAAAGGAAAUCUAUUUUAAAGCGGGAUGCUGGAAACCCAGAGGACACGCAGCACUUACUGCUUGCUGCGUGUAGAGACGGAGAGUGUACGGGGCGGUUCACAAACUCUACCCAAAACAGCAAUUUAUUUGAAAACAAUAUUUUAUCUUGUCACAAACCUCAUAUCGAGAUUGAUAUUACUCCGGAGCCCCCUCCCUAUAAUAGCACGAGCUCUACUCCCGGGAUGCGUCACAUUGACAGCACGGACGAGGAGAGCCAACGUCUGACACCGGAUAGCCCCGAGCGGUCAGAAGAGGACGUUGAGUUCAGCGACAGUGUUGCUGGCCCACACAACAACGCGUUCUGGAAGCAGCUGCGUUGCCCAAGCCAAGGCUCGUCCCCUCUCAACGACACCAGUCCCUCUGACAAUCUGGAUGAAAGUUACAUUGGGUCAAAUUCUGCUGAUUAUUCGUUAUCUGACUCCAGUCUAUCCGACCCCAACCUUCUGAAGUCGUCCCCCUCCAGCGACGUGGUCAGUCGGACGGCCGGCAGCCAAAUGAGCGGCGAGGAACACACCGCCAGCAUUUACGACACCGCCGACUCUGGCCCAACUGACAGCGAUACCAAUAUGGAAAACGUUGUCAACAGUUUGCAGUCGGACGUCAGUCAGGACACGCGGGAAAACAUUCUCUUCCCAGAUUCCAGUGGCUAGUGGGGCCACCUGCUCACAAGUUCGCCAUCUUGCCACGGCGUGUGGACGGUUUGGAUGCAUUGUCGGCAGGAAAACACUUCAACCAAUCAACUUUGGUAUUAAAAGGCUUCCAGAUUGUCACGUGAUCAAUGCAAUUUUCUAAUGCCAUGGAGUGUGCUGCAAAUGACGUCACAGCUUCCAGGCAGGGGAGUGGGGUGGUUACCAUGGCGACCCUUGGCCACGCCAUUAACGUUUAUGCAAUUUCUAAAAUGUACAGUGGACAUUUUCUACAUUGGUUUUUGCCGGUUUUAAUAUGACUGUGAUCUUAGUAAGCUUAUGCGUUACUUUUAAACUCGCUUAGUAUCCACAAGCACUCAGCAAUCCAACACUUUUAAGGCCAUCUUCGUGUGAGAUCCAUAUUGUGAAUGACCUUUUUACUGCGUCACAAGACUCUUCGCAUCGACGUGCUGGGGAAACAGAGUGAUCUCGUCAGCUUAGGGCGCCAGUGCGCAGGGACGCAUACGUGACAAGCACUGUUCGGAGCACGCUUAUGACCCACUGCAACAAUCGUGUAACCCCGGAAGUUAAUAGGGGUUACCUCCCGUUGUUGCUAUUCACUCUGGUGUAAAUUCAAGUGAUGGAGCGAGUUCACAGUCCGUUAUGUUUUCUGUCAAGAUUCUUGCCACGCUCAAUUCGUUACCAGUGCAAGAGUUCCCCUUCGGUUGUUCCUCCGAUCGGGAGACAUCUUUCCUUAACCUAUGUUUAAGCCGUUCAAAGUGUUUUGCACACUGGGAUCUCGUGAGAUCUCGUUUGAACGAGAUUACGAUUUUGUUGCUUGUCCCUGUGUGCAGAGGAUGGUGUUUGAAGAUAAGUCGCUGCUUUGGAUCUCAUCUACAUAGCCGUUGUGUUGGACAACCACUGUGACCCAAUAUUACCUCAAAACUUUAACUACACAGCAAUUUAGCGAGUGAGUGAGUGAGUGAAUAAAAUACAGUCCAUAUCGAGGGUGACGCCAAAAAAUUUGCUAAACACCUUUGGUUGAUAAAAUCCGAAGUAUGGGUAUUGGGUGGACACUUUCGCCCUAGGCUCCACCUCUUACACCAACUAAAAUAUAUCUAAUGCUAAAUGGUUUUAUCUACUUGUGGACAUUUUGGCAAAUAUAUAUAACUUAAGAUCAAAGGAGGUUGGAGCUUAUCUAGUAUCUGGGGAGUUUGGUAGUCCAGUGGACUAAGAAUUACAUCCCCUGCUAGUGCUAGGAUCCACUGAUCGUGAAUGAAAUUCAAUGUUUACCCUCAUACUCGUACGUUUUAUAUCAAGCUUUAUAUGGCUUGCGUUGAUAAAAUUAACUGUUGUUCAAAACUGUGAAAUUAAACUCUAAACGGUCCAGCAUCAUAACCAAGGAGCCCAGAAGCUGAUCUGUUCGCCCUACUCACCUGCAACUGUAAAUGUAGAAGUCUCCGACUGUAAAUACUGCUGAAAGCAGUCUCAAAUCUUCCUCACUCACUCGCUAUCUAGUUACGCGUGUACGAGUUCCAAACCUCUGAUAAGGUGAGCUACAUGCCUCAGUUGUUACUUAUUAUCACAAGGAGAAGACUACACUGUUUCCAUUUUGUUAGGAAGCAAACUGCUCAUCUAAGAUUACAUACAUGUGCCUAUGUUGCUAACUACACCAACAUUGCUGUAGCUAUUGACAGCUAAGUCCGAUGAAAAUCAGGCAAUUGCCAUGGCAACCAUUCUCAUUAAAAUCAUAUCCUAGAUCUCGCCACCGCUAAAUAAAGCUGUAUUUACCUGUAGCGAGACCUAAGAUCUGAUUGUAAGGAGAUUACAAGAAAACCUGUAGGGUAACAGAAAUUGGGAUUCCAUCUGUCUCUCCUGCCUUUGUGCGUUGUUUUUUCCUUUGAUUAUUACCUAGGAAUUGACCCAAACAGCGAGUCUCAUUUGAGUAUUUGCGAUUCGUUGGCUUAACACCAUCGCAGUGAAAUCGAAAUGAAACAUUGACUUUCUUACCGCCGUCACUACUUCCGGUUGUACAGGAUAUGCUCAAAGUCUACCAGUUGACUGGUUUUGUGCUGUACCAACAAUCCGCAAAAUUUUGCCGGUGCGUUUACGAGUGAAAAAACGCUUCUUUUACAUACAUUUCGAAACGAUGUUUGAAACUGAAUUAACUAAAACUAACAAUAAUAAUCGUUGUCUACUUUUCGGUUAGUAUUCAUCAGCUAGAACACCGGAUAUCUUGGUUUUAGAUACACACAGGGGAAUACUGAGACGAAUUUUACAUUCUUGUGCUAUAUCUCUUCAUUCUGGCAAAGUCCGGACUAUAAAUGAUAUAUUGGUAGUCGCUUGAUCAAUGACUUGCUGUCGAUAGCUAUAGGUAGGAGAAAAACACGAUAUAUAUUGAAGUAUUUUAUGAGUUUAGCGUAGGAGUCCUAAAUAUGGAUAGUUCAACAUCUUGUUAGUAAGUUCUGUGAUGUGCAUCUGUAGGUCAUUGGUCAUUCCCGUCAUCGCCUGGCUCAUGUUGUACUUGCGAAUGACAUCUUUAUACGGUACGUCAUUAAGGUUCAAUGCAAAUUAUACAGGUUGCUAUGGCAGUGAGACACAACAACAACAUACCCUUGAAUCAUCGACCAUGUUUUUAAUUGAAGUAUUGUUACUU
Haliotis rubra (blacklip abalone) is the source of this 7271-nucleotide messenger RNA. Its product is annotated as potassium voltage-gated channel subfamily B member 1-like. Gene Ontology annotation, molecular function: protein binding; delayed rectifier potassium channel activity. Gene Ontology annotation, cellular component: membrane; voltage-gated potassium channel complex. Gene Ontology annotation, biological process: protein homooligomerization; potassium ion transmembrane transport. NCBI's taxonomy places the organism in Eukaryota, Metazoa, Mollusca, Gastropoda, Lepetellida, Haliotidae. The record is from RefSeq and is a predicted model, not a curated record.